This is a messenger RNA of Cicer arietinum (chickpea), 1463 nucleotides long. RefSeq lists its product as uncharacterized. The record is from RefSeq and is a predicted model, not a curated record. NCBI's taxonomy places the organism in Eukaryota, Viridiplantae, Streptophyta, Magnoliopsida, Fabales, Fabaceae.
ACGCUUUCUCCCUAACUUUUCCCUUACACGCUUGAUCAAACGGUAAGGAAUUCUUGUUCAUCACACAUUAUAAAUACCCUCUUCCCUUCUCUCUCAAACCUCCUUACUACCCACAAUUCACAGACACUGUAGCAAAGGUAAGUUCAACUUAUUAUUCUUCAAAAACCAUAAGAAGAAUAAUUAAAGAAAAAUGGGUUUUGUAUCCGUGAAAGUGAUUCUAAUCUCUACCUCGAUUUUAUCAAUGGCAAUGGCGUUGAACCUAACACUACCAACCGUAUCACAUUUCAUCCUCAACGAAGCUCCUACCAUUUGGAACUUCUUCCUCACUUGCUUCACACCACCUUACCUUUACCUUCUCCUCAACCUCAUCAUCCUCACCAUUGUCGUUACCUCCAAGUUCCAUAAUCACAACCACCAUUCCCCGCCGGAACCUUCAAUGCUUCCACCUGGGACUGUCGUUUACGCCACACCUUCUCCGGUUCAGAUCCCCGUCCCGGUGCCAGAGCCAGUUCAGAUCUCCCAAACCGCCAUGCUAGCGAACUACAGCGGCUUCGUUUCAGAUGGAUUUGCUUAUGACGUGAAAACCGAUGAAACAGUUACGGAAGUUAACGAUUCUUUUGUUUACGCCAGUGAAGAGAAUACUCCGGAGAAAACCUCUGUUUUCAGUUCUGAGGACUCUGUUCUUGUUCCAAGUUUGCAGAGGAAGGAUUCGUCGGAGUUCGCGUUUAACGAUGAGAACGAGAAACCUCCGGUUUCUUCAAGAUUCAAUCACCGGAAAACUGUUAGAGCAACUCCUGAAGGAGGGAAGGCGGUGGCGUUGAGAGUGACGAAACCGAAGAAGCAGGAAACAUUGGAGAACACGUGGAAGACGAUAACGGAGGGAAGAGCAAUGCCGUUAACUCGUCAUCUGAAAAAGUCCGAGACGUUUGAAACGCAGCCACGCCGUAACGGUGUACCGUUAGCGGAUUUGAACGGAGGAAGUUUCGGAGGAGGCGGUGUUCCGGUGAUGAAGAAAUCGGAGACUUUUAGUGGAAGGGAGAAUAGUGUUUCGCCGAGUUCCGGUGGGAUGAUGAGGAAAGAACCGUCGCUGAGUCAGGACGAGUUGAAUCGGCGAGUUGAAGCGUUUAUUAAUAAGUUUAAUACGGAGAUGAGGUUGCAGAGGCAGGAAUCGCUGAGACAGUACCGUGAGACGAUCAAAGGUAGAACUUGCUGACGUGGCGGGUUUAUCCAACGGUCUCUUUUUUUUUUUGGGAAAGGGGAAUUCAAUUGAGAUAGUGACUGAACAGUGAACGAGGAGUGUUUUUUAUGGUUAUGUUGCGUUGGUUUUUUAAGGCAAUAUGAAACACAGUACUAAGAUUUUUUUUUUGGGUAAUUGCAAUUGAAUUUUUUUGUUCUUUAUUAUGUUAAUAGAGUGCUCAUGCAAUUUUCCGAUUGCUUAAAUAAAUCUUCUUAUUAUUCUUGGA